CUUAUGCAGCUGCUUGUCAACAAGAUGGCCUUCCUCCUCCUCUCCUCCUCCUCCUCCUGCUGCUGUUUUUGACACCGAUUAUUUGUGGUACUCCCGGAGAACCGUACCGUAAAAAAGCAGUUCGUGUCACGUCUGAAUAGAGAGAGAGAGAGAGAGAUAAAGAGAGAGAGAGAGAGAAAGGCGGAAGUAGUCUCUGAGUUCUCACGGGGACGCGCGGACACAUUGACCGGGCACGAGCCUGGUGAGCAGCAGAGGACUAAUGUCGAGCUAGCCUAGCCUAGCCUAGCUUAGCUUAACCUAGCUCAGCUCAGCUCGUAACUCGUGUCAUUUAAACUGGUUUUGCCUCAACAAGAGGAGCACGCACCUCCUUUAAGGGAGUCAAACCAGGAGAUCAACGCCGUGGAGGUUGUAUGCCCGGUGUUGCUGGUGGCCGUGGUGACAGACAGUGCCCAUCAGGUUGGCACUGGGACAGAGAGCCGAGAAUGAGAGCUUGGGCUCUGGGUGCUUGCUGGCCAGCAUAGAUGCCGAUAUGCCCCGGGUGUCCGCAUCCUGAUGGACCGAGACACCUUCUCCCACAUCCGCCUGUGGUGCCCACGCCCCUUCGGCACCUACUCCCAGAACAAAGCCAGGAGCCCAGGCUCGGGGGGCAGCGGCGGCGGCGGGGGCGGAGGAGGCGGCGGCGGAGGGUCGGGGUCCCCCUCCCUCUGCAAGGCCGAGCCCUCUCCCGGUGCCAGAAGGACCGUGGAUGGAAGUGAAGAUGGAGGGAUGAUAGUGGGUGUGCAGGAGGACAACAGCGAGGAGGAGGAGGAGGAUGCGGGCUUGGAGAACACUCCACCCGAACCCGAGCUUGUGCCCGGCUCACAGAGCCAGGCUCCUCCACCUUCUUCAGCACCUCCCUCGCCACCCUCUUCCGGGUCCCAGAUGGAAGACGGCCGCGUGCUGUUAGACACCUGGUACGUCAUUAAGCCAGGAAACACCAAGGAGAAGAUAGCCUUUUUUGUCGCACACCAGUUCAGCGGAGCAGGACAGCCCAGACCCAGCGCCAUGAAGGUCAAAGGUAACUGGGCAACCGACUGCAGUAAAGCCAAAAGACGGAGACGAUGUUCAUCCUAUGACCCUCCGACGCGCUCCCAAUCCUCGGAUCCAACCCUCAGCCACGACUCCUCGCUUUCACCUCCCAGCUCUGAAGAACCACCUCUAGGAGGGGUGACUGAGACGGACCUGCUGUCGGUGGCAGAGAUGGUCGCCUUGGUUGAGCAGAGGACCGCCAUGGCCCUCCAGGGGAUCGUGGCGGUCCACGGGAACCAACACCACCACGAGUCCUCUAAUACCACCAACAGUCAGGGCCUUACCCCGCACCAGCACACGCUACUCCGGGGCACGCUGUCGGACCCCACUCCCAUCGUGUUCGUGUCAGACAGUUCGAACGGCCAGCCCUCCAAAGAGGCCCACGAGCCAUCGUCUCCUAUCCAGACAGACCAGGAGCUGGAGGAGCAGCAGGAGUCGUUGAGGGUAGCCCAGGCCAUAGCGCACUUUGAGUCCCAGAACCAGGAGAAUCGGUUCCAUCUGGGCGCCGGUCCUGGAACAGACUCUCCUAUUCGAGACAGAGAGAGAGAGCAAAGGAGAACAGGGGAGUCCGGCGUCGCAACCCCUCCUCCGCCCCCCAGCCACAGUCAUGGUGAGGUCAGAAUAGCUUUCCGAGUGUCGAAUCUGGAUCCACGAUCUCCGCUGGAGCCAGCCGGCAGGUCCCGCUGUAUGUUUAUGAGCUGUGGCGGUGGGGGCAACCAGGCGGCGGCCAGGGCCAAAGAGAAAAUCACCUGUGACCUCUACCAGCUAGUCAGCCCCUCAUCCAGAGACCCCAGUAGCCUGCUGCUUGCCGCCACAACUGCUGCCCCGAAACCAGAUGGAGACCUCCAUCACCCGGACAGGCAGGCCUGUGGCAGCCCAGACCCAACCCAGGAGGAGAAGAAAGCCGGGGGUGUGGGGAGGGAGCGAGUGACUGGCUUCCACGUGGAGGUGGUGGUGACGGGUGCUGUGGAUCAGUGUGUGUUUUAUGGCAAAGACAGUACAGAGAAUGUGCAGGAGGAGACGGUGUGCUUCGCCAUGUCUGGUGGGGGCGGCGGCGUAGGCGGCUCCAGUGACCCUUCGUCCGACCCCCCUCCUGGACAGCUCUUCUUCCUUCAGCCCCCGCGGGGCCCAGAGGAGGAUGUAAAAGGAACGGGCAUUGGCAGCGGGUCAGGAAUUUGCUCUUUGGACUGUGCCAACAACAACGGCCCCGGGGUGGCGGUGGGCUCGGGGGAGCGGGCGACCCGGCCGGAUUCUCCCGGCUGGGAGGACUGCCCGGACCCCUCGCUGUGUCGCCUCUACCGCCACGUGUCCCACGACUUCCUGGAGAUCCGCUUCCAGAUCCAGCGCCUCCUCGAACCGCGCCAGUACAUGCUGCUGCUGCCCGACCACAUCAUGGUCAACAUCUUCGGCUACCUGCCGACGCGAUCGCUGGCGGCGCUCAAAUGCACCUGCCACUACUUUAAGGUGCUGAUUGAGACGUACGGGGUGCGGGCGGUGGACUCGCGCUGGAAUCAAGACCCCCUCUACAGGGACGACCCCUGCAAGCAGUGCAAGCGGCAAUACGAGCGCGGGGACGUGUCCCUGUGCCGUUGGCACCCCAAACCUUACCACCACGACCUGCCUUACGGACGCUCCUACUGGAUGUGCUGCCGGCGCACGGACAAGGACACGCCGGGCUGCCGCGUCGGGCUUCACGACAACAACUGGGUCCAGCAGCCUGCCGACGGCUCUCAGCCCAUUCGCACCAAGAGGGAGGACAGGAGGGAGGAGGCCAGGUAGAGAGUGGGGGGGGGGAGUACUCCUCAUGCAUAACGACUCUCAUCUCCUCCUGCUGACCUCCUUCCUGCUCCCUCUCGCCUCAAACAGGACAAACAGGAUUACUGAGGACUGAGCACUCCAGGAUUGUUUGUUUUGUCUUUUUUGCUCCAGCACUCCUUUCUCGUACUUUCCCUCAUGUGAGGGGAAGUUGAGAGGUAAAGAAGGAAGAGAGGUGUGUCACUCUCCUUGCCUUUUUCUUUUUUUUUUUUUUUCAAGCCCUACAGAAUCGCUCCCCCUCCCUCUCCCCCCCACUGUGCUCCAGAGUGGCACCUUUUUUUGAAACGUUUGCAUACCAGGGUUGGGGUCCUCUCCUCCUGCCGCUGUCAGUCAGCCCCUCUAUUCUGCCUCUUACUCAUUUUGGGUUUCCGUCUAACUCCAUACAAGGCUGUUAGGUCAUUCAUGUGAAAACUUUGCAGUGCGUUUUUGGAUUGAGAUUAGCAUUCAUAAAAAGAUGACGCAUAGAAAUGUAUUGCCCUUUCGAGCCUGCUUACCGUUUACCCCGAUACUCGUUCUGUGUUCUGUGUCGUAUCACAAACUUCCACGUUUGGCUGUACAGCGGUGCUUUCGAGGAAACGAGCCAGCGCAGAAACAGAUGUAAAAGGUUUUCCAGUGGUGGAAUGUCCAGCGUCGCUAUAGAAAUGUGAUUGUAUAAAGCAAACUUGACUCCCCGUUGUACAAGAUGCCAUUUGUACCUGUCCGGCGCCACGCGUUUCCAUUUCUCUGAAUGUGCUGUAACGUACUAUGUUGAUUAGUCCCCUGAUGAUGCUGCUGAAAUCAUUGCCUGUGUCGCUGACGUUGAUUCUGAAAUGGUCACGGCGUUGGUUUGAACGACGGGCGCGGUCUCACCAUACCGGACCCGCUCCUGUCGUUGUUUUUCAGAGUGGACCCUAACCUUGCUGACCAGCCAUAAAAAAAUAAAUUAAAAAAAAGAGGAGCCACUGAGUACUUCCUGGUUUACAGAGGAAUUAUGGGAGAUGGACUUUAUUGAUUUAAGACCAGUGGGAUUGAAUGGGAUUAAAAAGAGAAACUUGAUGUCACUUUGGAAAGGCCUGAUGUCACUUUGUAUGGUUUGAUUGACUUGCUUGUUUGCCAUUUUUGUUUUUUUUGUUUUGUUUUUGUUUUAUUGGAGUGCGUGUCAGAGAAUGUUUGCUAUUGUAUUUGCUUUUAUUCUUGAGGACUGUGUUCUCCCCGUAUCAGUCUGUCAUCCUACUCCACCUGCAAAGAUGUAUUUUGUUAAAUACUCUAUCUUUGUUUAAAAAUCCCCACCUCUCCCCCCCCCAGCGCUCUUCCUUUCCUCCCUCCUUCCCCCCUCCCCCUCCUCCUCUCCGUCCUACGUUUCGGCAGAGGGCAGGUGUUUGCCAACGCCGUCAUUCAUGCUUUCGAAGCGGGUGAAACCGACUACCGCAGACCGCAUUAAAAACAAAAACUCUCUACACCAGCUUCCAGCCUUAAAAGCCCCCCUACCUCUUACCCGCCCCUGCAGGAGAAAUGAGGCGUCAGAUACCUCACACAUGAUCAAGAGUAUUGGGAGUUGCACAGGACCCUGUAGGUGGCUAGAUUUGAUUAGACUCCAUCCAACUCUACUGGAUCCACCCAUAACUCUGUGUGGGAGUGUUAAAUGAACAGUGCCUGGUGACGGCUCUGACUCUUCAUUCUUGGAAAAAAAUAAAUAAACUUUCUCCUCUCCUCCUCCUCCCACCUCUCCCUUGCUGUUAAGCCUCCCCCAGCCCUCCCACCCCCCUGCAAGCUGACAGACUGGACAUUAACUGAACUGAUGUGAUGAAUGAUGCUGAAACUCUGCAUGGAGGCGGGGAAGAUAGUUGGGUAUUCAUGGGAGAACUCUGUAGGUUCCAGACAUGUACAAUGCUAAUGGGAAAUAUCUGCUUAAAUAAAAACAGACGUGAUGAUUAAAACUGGAAAUCUGAAUCGCUACCUGGUUUCGUGUGG
Molecule: messenger RNA, 4833 nt
Organism: Anoplopoma fimbria (sablefish)
Lineage: Eukaryota; Metazoa; Chordata; Actinopteri; Perciformes; Anoplopomatidae
Gene: fbxo46
Product: F-box protein 46
Biological process (GO): intracellular signal transduction
Molecular function (GO): protein binding
Source: RefSeq, a predicted model, not a curated record